Messenger RNA from Brassica rapa (field mustard), 549 nucleotides. Its product is annotated as probable histone-arginine methyltransferase 1.4. The record is from RefSeq and is a predicted model, not a curated record. Gene Ontology annotation, molecular function: histone H3R2 methyltransferase activity. Gene Ontology annotation, biological process: chromatin remodeling; peptidyl-arginine methylation, to asymmetrical-dimethyl arginine. NCBI's taxonomy places the organism in Eukaryota, Viridiplantae, Streptophyta, Magnoliopsida, Brassicales, Brassicaceae.
AUGAUUCAAAGAUCAUGCUUGCCGAACGGAACAGUGUCAGAUAGUUCAAGCAAGUUCGAUAAUAAGAUUGAGGCUGCUUCAGCCAAAAUGUAUUUCCAUUACUAUGGCAAACUUCUACAUCAGCAAAACAUGCUACAGGAUUAUGUGAGGACAGUACUUAUCAUGCUGCAGUCAUGGAGAAUUGUUCAGAUUUUUCCGGGCGUAUUGUGGUUGACGUGGGUGCAGGAAGUGGCUGGUGCCAAGCACGUGUAUGCUGUGGAAGCGUCAAAAAUGGCUAAUUAUGCCUGUAAGCUGAUUGCUGGAAACCCAUUGCUUGCUGAGCGGAUCACGGUCAUCAAGGGAAAAAUUGAGGAUGUUGAGUUGCCUGAGAAGGCUGAUGUUUUGUUCUCUGAACCAAUGGUCUUGAUCAAUGAGAGGAUGUUGGAAACUUAUGUUAUUGCUAGGGACCGUUUUCUGUCUCCAAAUGGAAAAAUGUUUCCAACGGUCAGAAGGAUCCACAUCGCAAAGCACAAGAAACCUACAAUGGUUCACAAAAUAUCCUGGAAUUAA